Microplitis demolitor is the source of this 1535-nucleotide messenger RNA. RefSeq names its product tRNA (cytosine(38)-C(5))-methyltransferase (gene Mt2). The record is from RefSeq and is a predicted model, not a curated record. The coding region runs from base 370 to 1449 and encodes 359 amino acids. The transcript is spliced from 3 exons. Lineage: Eukaryota; Metazoa; Arthropoda; Insecta; Hymenoptera; Braconidae. Gene Ontology annotation, molecular function: methyltransferase activity.
GUGAAUGUAGCAAAUAUAAGACAAUUUAUAAAUUUUAAAUAAAUAAAUUAAUUAAUUAAAAGAAUGAAAUUUAAAAAAAUGUGGCAGCAUCUCUCGAGCACCGAAAUUACGAAGCAGCAUUAAAUAUUAAUAACACAAAGAAAAAUUUUAUGAUUGGUCCAUUUUUCCAACAUCUAAAAUAUAAAUACGCCCAUUUAAAAUUUUUCUGUCGCGCCUUUUUGAGGUUACGCCAAAACCCAUGUGUGAUGUGCAGAUUCAUCAGUCGUUUAUCAAUUCUGAAAAUCAACAAUAAUUAUAUUUAUAAUUUAUAAUAAACAAAAAAAGUUAUAGUUGUCAUAAUUAGUUGAUGUCAAAGCAAUUAAAUAAAUCAUGAGGGUUUUAGAAUUAUACUCGGGUAUUGGUGGAAUGCAUUAUGCUUUUGAGAAAAGUGGAGUACCUGGAACAAUAGUUGCAGCUAUUGAAAUAAGUACAGUUGCAAAUGAAGUUUAUAAACACAAUUUUCCAUCAACAAAACUGAUUAAUAGAAACAUUGGUUCGUUGACAGUUAAAGAUAUUGAAGAUAUGAAAGUAGAUAGUAUAUUUAUGAGUCCUCCAUGUCAACCUUUUACAAGAAAUGGCCUUCAAAAAGAUAUUAACGAUGCGCGAACAGUAUCAUUUUUUCAUAUACUAGAAUUAAUACCUCAAUUGACAAAUUUAAAAUAUAUAUUAUUAGAAAAUGUUGAACCAUUUUCAAAAUCUUUGUCACGUGAUAUCUUAACUUCAUGUUUACAAAACAGUGGAUUUAAUUAUCGUGAAUGUAUUCUAAGUCCCAGUGACUUUGGAGUACCUAAUAGUAGAUCAAGAUAUUUUUUAAUAGCUAAGAAAAAAAAUUUACCAUUUUGUUUAUCAGACUCAACGAUAACAGACAUCAACUCUGAUUUAAUUUUAAAUAUUUUAUCCAAGUCGUGCCGAUUCAAAAUAUUUAAAAAUAAACACCCGGAAUAUCUAACAAACGAUUGCAUUAAAUUAAGUGAAGUAGUUAGUAAUUCAAAUGAAAUUGACACACAUGAGUACAAUUUACCGGAAACAAUUUUAAAUAAAUAUAUUAAAGUACUAGAUAUAAGAAGUCCUGACUCCAAAGGGUCAUGUUGUUUUACUUCAGCAUACGGACGUUAUGCUGAAGGCACAGGGUCAGUUUUUUCUCCAUUACUCAGCUCUGAUGUUGAGGAAAAAAUUUAUGAAUUAAAAAAUAGCGAGUUGACCGAAAAUAACUCGGAUAUUUUAAAGAGUUUAAGGUUACGUUACUUUACACCUAGUGAAGUAUCGCGACUCAUGUGUUUUCCUCAUAAAUUUACGUUCCCAAGUACAAUAAAUAAACGACAAAGAUAUAAAUUGAUCGGCAAUUCGAUAAAUGUCCACAUUGUCAGUCUAUUAAUUAUUCUCCUUGAUUACGUACCUGAUUCUAAUUAAAAAAAAAAAAAAAGUAUAAAGAAUUGUUAAUAUUUUAAAAUAAGAUAUUUAUUUUAAUAACAAAUAAACAUUUUUAAUAAAACUUU